Molecule: messenger RNA, 1519 nt
Organism: Solenopsis invicta (red fire ant)
Lineage: Eukaryota; Metazoa; Arthropoda; Insecta; Hymenoptera; Formicidae
Exons: 8
Coding region: 898-1326 (142 amino acids)
Source: RefSeq, a predicted model, not a curated record
UUAGUCAUGCCAAAACGAAAAUUGCUUUCACAGAUGUCAAAAAGACAUUACCGACGAUUGAAAUGCAAUGCGCGUAAUAUUGCAACUACAGCAACUAUAAGCAAAGAUUUCAGUAUUAGAGAUGGCUCUUAAUACACAUACAUUUUAUCUGGUAGAAUUUCUUGAUGGGUUACAAAUUGUACCGUAUAAUUGGAUACAAAAUGAUAAAAAUGAAUGUUGGUAUCCAAAUUAUAAAACAGACAAGGAAAUAAAUAAAGCAAUUAAAAAACGACAAACACAUCAAGAUGAUUAGUUAUCAUGUCCAAUUAAACGAGUUUUUGGUGUAUAUGAGUCCUACAGUGAAACACGGAGUAAACUUAAAAAGGCUGAAAUAAUUUCUGAUAUUAAUACAGAUACUGACGAAAAAACACAAAGAAAAAUCAAAGCUAAUAGAACAAUUAAUAACGAUGAUGAUAAUGAAAGCGGUGGCGAUGAUAGUGAUUAUGAAACUUACCACCAUAUCUAAAACCACCUAUAAAUACAAAUAAAAAAAAUGUACAGAAAGAAAAGGUCUCAAAUAAUCAAGACAUAAAUAACCAAUCCUCAAAAGCUUCAUCUUCUCAUAAAUUAGUACAUUCUUCUAUUGAACAAAGAAGAUGCCAUGAUGUCGAUUUAUCUGAUCAAGAAGUGACAGAUAAUACUUCGAAGAAUUGUUCUGUUUCUGCAAAAAGUUCUUUAAAUAGUAUAGGCAGAGGUACGGAGCCAAAAGAUAAAUAUAAUGCAAUAAAAUAUUCACUUUAACGUAUUGUAAGAUCAUUGGCAGACAUAAAAUUUGACCUUCAACAUCUAACUGAGCAAUUUGAAAUUACAAGAAAUAACUUAAACUCAAAUGUUAAUCAGUCACGAGAACGUUGCCCUAUGCCAAAUAACACAUUGAGUAAAAUGUCCUUUCCUCUAAAAACUGUUGAAGAAAUCGAGUUGUUACAAUUUAUUCUUACAUCAAACGAAGAAGGAAUAAAAGAGAGUAUGUUUAACAUGUUGGCAGCUAUUGGUGGAAGUAGCUAUGAAGAAAUGUCGAAAAGAAUGUUUAUUUAUGUUUUUACAAAUGAAGCAGCCAGUGCAUACAGUUGGGUGGGAGGAAAAGAAAAACGGAAACUUCAUCACUUUGAAUUAAUGAAAAUAAUGUUAAAUGUUGUCAAAAAGACAUUUCCUAAUGUAACAAAGAAAGAAUUCAAAAUAAAAUGUAAAGAUUGGUUCAGACACGCAAAACACCGAGCUGAAAAUGAAAAGUUGCGACAAACUAAUUUAGCAAAGCAAAAUCAACUAAAUAUCGAAGAAACCAACUAAGUCAAUCUGAUAUCUUAGCUAACAGAUAAUCAAACAUCUUUUAUUCAUCUUAUUCGUCUUAUUUGUUUUUAUUUGUCUUAUUUUAUUAUAUAUUGGUUUAUAUAAAAUUAUAAAAGUUUACGGUUCUUGGCAAAGGUGCUAUUAAGAUUAGAUUCUGCGAAUAGAUUUGUAUGUGCAUGCAUAAUUGUGCAUU